UAACAGCCUGGAGUUUAUUGUCGGAACCCUCGCGAACGACUGUGUUGGACGAAACUAUCACACAGGAAGUAAGUUCAUUAAGCUUGAACAGUGGACCAACACAUCGACCAAGUUUAAAUUCAGACCACUGUGCAACGGAGCUGAAUUGAUCAUAAGUCCUCGCUGGAGACACUCCUCAGCAAGGAUACCUGUGCGUUGUGGGAUGCUGGCGUGGGCAAGGUGAAUUUGAAUCACUGUCACCCAGCAACCGCUGUCACACAUCUGACUCACUGUGAAUGUAGAGACGCUGGUCGUCCCAACACGGAGCUGUGACGGAUACAUCCAGCUGGGCGUGAGCAAUAUUUCCGCAGUAAUCACACCAUCAGUCAUCCAAAUACCUACUCGGGCUAUCAUUUCCACGACGUCAUCCUCAUCCUCCAGCUACGGUUAUUAAUUAAUACCCAAGGGACACGAUUCAUUCGGACGUGCUGUAGAAGUAACUUGGACAUUGAUUCGCCAUGUUGCCUUGGGGUCGGCUUGUGUUGCAGGCUUAUACCUGUGUGUGGUUGUAUUCGCUGUGUGCCCUGGGGGUCUGGGGGCAUGGGAGGCUGGUGGACCCUCCCUCACGGUCCAGCAUGUGGAGGUUUGAAUUCAAAACACCCAGGAAUUAUGAUGACAAUCAGCUUUUCUGUGGAGGAGUAGCCGUUCAGUAUGGAAAAAAUGGCGGAAAAUGUGGCAUCUGUGGCGACCCCUGGCAGGGCCCACGUGACAACGAACCAGGCGGAAAAUUUUAUACAGGCAUCAUUGUCCGUAAAUACAAUGUUGGUCAAGUGAUAAAGGUCAAAGUCCAACUGACCGCCAGCCACAAGGGCUUCUUCGAAUUCCGACUUUGCCCCAGCAACUCACCGUUCAGGAACGUGACUCACGAAUGCCUUGAUAGGUACAUCCUUCCCACGGCUGAGACAGGGGAAACCAAAUACAGGAUAGAGUCACUGUCUGGUAACCAAAACAUUGAGGUCAAUCUGAAAUUACCGGAAGGUGUCAAAUGCAGCGCAUGCGUGUUUCAGUGGAAGUACAAUGCCGGGAACAGUUGGGGCACUGAUUCUGAUGGCAAUAGCUGUAUCGGCUGUGGUAAUCAAGAACAGUUUUAUGGUUGCGCAGACGUUGCUAUCGGAUCCGACGACGUUGUCGUCGGCGUCAUCCCACCCAAGCAUCCGUGGUACUUCGACAAGGACGACAGAUGGCACUGGGGUAUUGUUGACGGCGGAAAUGGAACCAUGUUUGCCGCUGGCAUUAGACAUGAUGUACAAACUUACCUGGUCAUGCUCACGGUCAUCGUCGCCGCUUGCUUUCAGUUCUUGUGCUGAUGAAGAAGUACCGCAGAGACAAGUGCUCACAAUACUCAAACAUUGACAACAAUUUCAUUAAAUUUGUCAGGGUCGUAUCCAGGAAACCAACCCACCCCCACCCCCACCCCCACCCCCACCCCACCCCAACAUACGCACCCUCUCCCCGAAAAAUUAGCAGAGGACCUAUUGUGCCUAACCUUUGGAUUUCAUUAUGUAUGUGCACCCCCCAACCCUUCUCCAAAGGGAAUCCGUCCCUGUUUGUUAUAUCUGUUUUCUGAAUACAAUCUCUGUGUACAUAUGUAAAUACCUUAUUUGUUUUGCUAAUUUUCCUACCAAACAUGUAUUUCAUUGAUCAAUAAUAUUUUCGUGAUUAUGAGAUGAUCUUGCAUUUCAAAGCAACACAAACGAGAACGAAUCAUUUCAUUGCCAAUCUGGUUUUGCAGUGUGUAAGAUGUUUUACUUUUUCAAUAAAAUACUAAAAUGAUAA
Haliotis rubra (blacklip abalone) is the source of this 1815-nucleotide messenger RNA. RefSeq lists its product as uncharacterized. NCBI's taxonomy places the organism in Eukaryota, Metazoa, Mollusca, Gastropoda, Lepetellida, Haliotidae. The transcript has 2 exons. The record is from RefSeq and is a predicted model, not a curated record. The coding region runs from base 498 to 1346 and encodes 282 amino acids.